AUGUUCUCAGUCUACCUCAACACACAAUCACUGUCGGCCGCGAUGCUCUUCACUGGAAUCAUCCUCGCGCCAGUAGCACUCGCCACACCGGCAGUCCAAGAUCUCAACGACUUGAGGACGGUAGUUGAUGCAGCAGCGAAAACGAUCGGAGAUCCUAGCAAUCCCAAUCGAGGUUGGGGCUUCAAUAUUGGCAACAAAGGGAUGGGCACUGCGGACUUGCUCAACAACAUCACGAACACGGUGCUGCAGAUCAAGUUUCAGAUCGACACGAAUAAGACUGACAAGAAGCAGACCGCAUGGCUCCUUCCAAAUGCCACCAGCCCUGACCUCAACACCACCACACCCACGCCUUCGUUGCCGCUGACCUCCAGCAUCGUCCUGCCAUUAACAGCUCCAACCUCUCUAGUCAACGCUACAACUGACCUCUCGACACCAUACAUCGACUAUGUCGCUGCCAUCCCCAACCUCGCUACAUCUCUAACAUCACUGGGCCGGUACAUCUUCACCCAUCCUUCCUUCUUUCACAUAAGCCAAGCCAUCGACGGCCUCCAACAAUCCCUCACAACCCUGCAAACCACAAUGCUGCAGAGCGACCUGAUCGGCAGCCAAGCGGUCCUGCGCACCAUCCGCGCAAGCAGCAGUCUUGAGAACGCUCAGGUGGCUUGGGGCCGCUUCCUCAAUCUCCCGGGACGUGCAUCGGCUGGUGGCUCGGGGAGCGGGAAUGAUGACCGUGAGGGUGCGAGGAAGCGUCAGCUUUUGAGACCGGCGCUGGCGGAUGGCAAGUUCUAUACGCACAAGGAACUUUGGGGACGCAGUGAGGGGAGAUCCAAGGCAUUGAGGGAUGGUAAGACGAGGUGGGCGGAGGCUGUUGCGAAGUUGGAGGCGCAUAGGGCGAGGGUGCUCAACGGGCACGCGAGAGUUGGACGGCCGUUCGUUGUUUGA
Parastagonospora nodorum SN15 is the source of this 942-nucleotide messenger RNA. RefSeq lists its product as hypothetical. The coding region runs from base 1 to 942 and encodes 313 amino acids. The record is from RefSeq and is a predicted model, not a curated record. NCBI's taxonomy places the organism in Eukaryota, Fungi, Ascomycota, Dothideomycetes, Pleosporales, Phaeosphaeriaceae. The transcript is spliced from 3 exons.